Molecule: messenger RNA, 1901 nt
Organism: Jaculus jaculus (lesser Egyptian jerboa)
Lineage: Eukaryota; Metazoa; Chordata; Mammalia; Rodentia; Dipodidae
Gene: Ccdc134
Product: coiled-coil domain containing 134
Exons: 7
Coding region: 101-790 (229 amino acids)
Source: RefSeq, a predicted model, not a curated record
UCCGGAGUCCCGCACCUUGGCUGGAGCGAGCGGUCGCGCCUGCGGGCUGUCCUCACACACCCCUUCCGGCGCCGCCAGCUCCGCUUCUAGGGUCUCAGAUAUGGACUUCCUCCAGUUCCUGGCCUCCUCCUUUGUCCUGUUACUGUCUGGAACAGAGGUCACAGAUACCCUAAGGACAUCCCUGGAUCCAAGCCUCAAGAUUUACAAGAAGAUGUUUGAGGUGAAGAGGCGGGAGCAGCUGUCGGCUCUGAAGAACCUGGCUCAGCUGAACGAUGUCCACCAGCAGUAUAGGAUCCUUGACAUCAUGCUCAAAGGACUCUUUAAGGUGCUGGAGGACUCCCGGACAGUGCUCAUUGCUGCCAACGUGCUCCCAGAUGGCCCCUUCCCCCAGGACGAGAAGCUGAAGGAGGCUUUUUCCCAUGUGGUGGAGAACACAGCCUUCUUCGGCGAUGUGGUGCUGCGUUUCCCAAAGAUUGUGCACUACUACUUUGACCAUAAUUCCAACUGGAACCUCCUCAUCCGCUGGGGCAUCAGCUUCUGCAACCAAACGGGCGUCUUUGACCAGGGGCCUCACUCGCCCAUCCUUAAACUGAUGGCCCAGGAGCUGGCGAUCAGCAAGAAAGAUUCUGACUUCCAGAACCCAUUUAAAAUAGACCCAGCCAAGUUCAUUCCUAGCACCGACCCUUUCCUGAAGGCCUUGAGGGAAGAAGAAAAACGUCGGAAGAAAGAGGAGAAGCGGAAAGAGAUCCGAAAAGGCCCAAGAAUCUCGAGAUCCCGGUCUGAAUUAUAACCCCGGAGCAGCUCAGAGCUUCAGGGACCAGCAGGAAGCCAGUCAGGAGGAGGAAGGCACCCAUGGCUACUGUGUAGUGGCAGCAGCCACGACACUUCCAGAGCACGUCUAGAUGGGGCUUGUGUGUACCAGGUCCUCAGGAGCUGGAUCUGAGCCUUAGGGGCUUUUGGGUACACCAGUGGGUCUUGAGAGUACACUGCCAUGGACAGGAUCCUGUGGAGGUGUGGGGGCUCCUGGCUGGGGCCUUCCUGGAAGGUGAGGGCUCAUGGUCAGUAGGUUGCUGCCCUUCGUAGGGAAGCAGCAGAGACAGAUGAAGGUGCCGUGCUUGCAGCUGGUCCCACUGCGUUCCUUAUCAUAGGUCCCACCCUCUGUAGAGCACCAGUAAAAGCCACCAAGCCCAUGGGCCUCACUGAGGCUGCAGAGGGGACCAGGGACCCUUAGAGACCAUCUUGGAGGGUGUUUCUGUGUCGUCAGGAGCCUGCUGGUCCCUGCAGCACUGCCCUCGACAAGGAGUCAGUGUGGAGAAGGAACUCAGAGGUGUCCUGCGAGGGGGGUCAUUUCAAGAAGUCUGUAGAGUAACAUGACUUCUCUCCUCAGAUACUUGGAGAUAGUCAUUGAGUGGGUGCACAGAACAAUCCACUUGUCCUCUAGCAACUGCUAGAAGCCUUUCCACCUGUGGAUAGGGAUUGUACGGACAGGUUGCAGGAAGCUGUGCUUUGUAAUGGGAUGCUCAGACAGUGAGUUCCUGAUCACAGGACCCAAGUCGGCUCUGGGCCACAGCGCCGGGAGCUACACAGAGAGUUAGGCCCUGAGUGGGCGGCCUCAUUUCUGUGGAAACCAACAUGCAUGGCUGCCUUUUGGUCCUGCUUCUCCCAAGCAAAGGAGGGAGAGGCUGUGCAGAAUUCUAGCUCUGCCCUUGACCUUGCCAAGCCAAGGUCUCCACACCAACCCCCAGUCACUUACACACAUACCCCCCGCCCAUUAUGGACAGUUCCCAAGCAAUACCUGGGUGUUAGCCCAUCAGCCUUGCUGACUGACUCUGGCCACUCUCCCUUCCCUGUACUGUGUUUUCAUUGGCAAAUGAAUAGCAUGUUUGAGUCCUGUCAAACUA